AUGAUUCGACACCUGAAAAGUUGUCAUGUUGCAGAACACAAAAUAUAUGAACACGCAAAAUAUCUUAAAGCUCUGAAAAAUAGUAAAAAAAAUUUUCAAAACAUUUUCAAAAAAUUAAAAAAAAAUUUUUUAGUAGCCGACGAUUCUGUCCGUGAACAAUUAUUGCGUGAAUCUGGUGUUCUUAGAGCUAAUAAUCCUCACUUAAAUUUAAACGAGGGAGGAGAAGAAAAUGGGGGAAAUUCUGGUUUGAAUUCUGGUUUUAUUCAAACAUCAGAAUUUUCUCAACAACAACAACAAACAUUUAAUAAUUUACAACAACAACAACAAAACUUUGUUUUGUUUCCAAAACAACAUUCUGUUGACAAUUUAAUUACAACAACACAACAACAACAUGUUUCCCCAACAAAUGUUUUUCCAACAAAUGUUUCCCAAACAAAUGUUUCGACAACAAAUGUUGUUCAAACAAAUGUUUCCCAAACAAAUGUUUCCCCAACAAAUGUUUCUUCAACAAAUGUUGUUCAAACAAAUGUUUCUUCUUCCCCAUAUUCCCCAAACAUUUCUUCUUCUAUUAAAAGCAACAAUAGUAGUGGAAUAGGGAGUAGUUUGUGUACUUCUUCUGAUUGUUGUAAUAGUAGCUCUAUUAAUAUUGAUACGAGUUCGUUUUCGUCUUUCUCUUCUCCUUCUGAUGGUGGAGAGUCUUCGGCAUUUAAUCAAGUUGGAAAGAUUGGUGAAUUUUUAUUUUAA
Molecule: messenger RNA, 744 nt
Organism: Meloidogyne enterolobii
Lineage: Eukaryota; Metazoa; Nematoda; Chromadorea; Rhabditida; Meloidogynidae
Source: the annotation of a GenBank genome assembly